Messenger RNA from Raphanus sativus (radish), 983 nucleotides. RefSeq names its product B3 domain-containing protein REM14-like. Bases 49 to 759 code for a protein of 236 amino acids. The transcript has 3 exons. Gene Ontology annotation, molecular function: DNA binding. NCBI's taxonomy places the organism in Eukaryota, Viridiplantae, Streptophyta, Magnoliopsida, Brassicales, Brassicaceae. The record is from RefSeq and is a predicted model, not a curated record.
GAAGCAGAGUGUUCUUCUUCAGAUCCCUCUUGUUUCUUAGGGAAUGUCAUGCCUUCGACGCUACGCUAUGACUCACUGAAUCUUCCAAUGAGUUUUGUGAGAGCAAAUGGUCUAGAGACAAGAUGUGGAGAGAUUGUUCUGAUGAAUGAAAAAGGUAGAUCAUGGACUCUAACUUUAAAACCAAGACAAUGUGGAAGAAGUCGCAUCACAGGAGGGUGGAGAGGUUUCUGUAGUGCCAAUGGACUCAAGGCUGGUGAUCUCUUCACUUUCAAACUCAUCAAAAGAGGUGCAACACUGGUUCUUCUACUUAAGUCUCCCUCCCAACAAGAAGAUGAGGGCUCAGAAGCUGAUGAGGAAAUAGAGUCUCUUUCCACAGAAUCUGACAGCCAUGAUGAAGAGAGCAACCAAGAUGAGAAAAGGCGUAUAUCAAUAUGGAAAGCUUCAUCUUCACCAUCCCUAAACAGAUUUGUGACAUUAACUCUUAAACCUUACAAUGUCACAAAGUGUAUACUGUUUCUUCCCAAACCCUUCACAGAUCUACAUGGCAUCACUGUGGGAACGAAAAUGAGUCUACUGGAUAAACAGGGUGUGAAGUGGUGUACGAAACUGCGUUCUGAAGGUAAAAGAAUCAGAAUGGCAGGAGGAUGGAAGGGUUUCUUCAAAGCUAACUGUGUAAAGACAGGUGAAUCAAUCAAGUUGAAGCUGAUUUGGGAAGAUGACACAAGUUGUGUCCUUAAGUUCUACUCCAAGGUGGAGUAGCCAUGGAUAAAAUGGAAACUGUUUCAGCUUUGCUUUAGUACCAAAGACAAACUGAAACAAAUCAAUGUUGCUCUUCUUCUUCUUCUUCUUCUUUUUUUAAGGUAAGAUUUAACAAUGGUUUGCUUGCUUAGUGUGUAUUUUAAGUAUGUUGUAGGAUCUGUGUCAUUUGACUGACCUUGGUCUAGGGUACUAUUAUUUCAUGGAAUCUCAACUUGUCACAAUAA